CGCUCCCGCUGCCGAGCCGCACACGCACGCACGAACGCACGAAUGAGUCAUACGCGCGAGCGCGCACCUGUUCACGUGGGCGCGCACGGCGCCCGUCUGGGCGGGGCGCGCGUCUUCUCCCCAUUUGGCGUCCGCGCCGGCGUCACCCGCGCGCGCCCGCGCGUACGCGUGAACGUUUCUCGUCUUCGGCUUCCUUCAGGCGCGUUUCGCGCUCUUUCGACGCCGCCGCCGCCGCCGCCGCCGCGCGCACUCUCGCUGCCCUUGCUGCAUUCGAGGACCCGAAAGACGGACGGGGGCGAUCGACGGGCGGGCCGAAGGACGAACAGACCCAGACCGACGGACAGACGCGCGAGACUCUAGACCCGCCCGGGACAGAGAUGGCGAAAGCGGACCAGCGCUACGGCCAGCGAGACGGCUCGGACCAGAACUUCGACUACAUGUUCAAGCUGCUGAUCAUCGGCAACAGCAGCGUGGGCAAAACCUCCUUCCUGUUCCGCUACGCCGACGACUCCUUCAGCAACUCCUUCGUCAGCACCGUGGGCAUCGACUUCAAGGUCAAGACCGUCUACCGCAACGACAAGCGCAUCAAGCUGCAAAUAUGGGACACGGCGGGCCAGGAGCGCUACCGCACCAUCACCACGGCGUACUACCGAGGCGCCAUGGGCUUCAUCCUCAUGUAUGACAUCACCAACGAGGAGUCCUUCGGCGCCGUGCAGGACUGGGCCACGCAGAUCAAGACGUACUCGUGGGACAACGCCCAGGUCAUCAUGGUGGGCAACAAGUGCGACAUGGACGAGGAGCGAACGGUGGCCCCCGAGAAGGGAAAACACCUGGCGGAGCAACUCGGGUUCGAGUACUACGAGGCCAGCGCCAAGGAGAACAUCAACGUGCGGCAGGUGUUUGAGCGGCUGGUGGACAUCAUCUGCGUCAAGAUGUCCGAGCGCGUGGACGUGGAGGCGCCGGCGGCCCCCGGGACCAAGACCGCCAGACUGAGCGACAAACCGGCCGGCCAGCUCCCUCAGAGGUGCUGCUGAUGGGGCGCGAGUCAACCCCACGCCCCCCCCCCCCCCCCGCCGACCUCCGGCCCCACCCCCGACCCGUUCCCCCGCCGCGUCCCGUCGCUGCCCGCCUGCAACGCUGUCAGUCGUGCCAGGCCGGCCUUUCCCAUAGCACAUACUUGACUUUGGAAAGAAAUGUCACAGGACAAAACAACAAAAAGCCCAAAACCCCCACCUCAAAAGUGUGUACGGUCAUUCUGGACCCGCCCACAAAAAAAAAGAAAAAAAAAAGCAAGACAGAGAGACCCCGAGCGACCAAAAUCCCCCGCCCCCUUUCGCCCUGAAAUGACUCGUUCAAUGAAAAUCAAACAAACAUGACGUGACUUUGACACAGCCCGAAGAACAGGUUUGUCGACAAGCUUGCCUAAUUGGAACCAUUUAAAAACGGGCCAAGUCGUUAAAAUAAGGCUCAAAAACAGGGAGACAAAAAAAAUAAAAAUCAAGCCUUUCUCUCUGCUCUCAAUGCGCUAAAAACAGGCCCCGCUCAACUGUCAAACGUCAAUCAAAUGCGACCUGGGAAAAAAAAGGAGGCUCCCUUGUCUGACCCCACCCCCUCCCCGCCUUUCUCGGUGCGAUUUUUCCCAAA
Molecule: messenger RNA, 1644 nt
Organism: Hippocampus zosterae (dwarf seahorse)
Lineage: Eukaryota; Metazoa; Chordata; Actinopteri; Syngnathiformes; Syngnathidae
Gene: rab3b
Product: RAB3B, member RAS oncogene family
Exons: 5
Coding region: 378-1034 (218 amino acids)
Biological process (GO): protein localization to plasma membrane; regulation of exocytosis; protein secretion
Cellular component (GO): plasma membrane; synaptic vesicle; endosome
Molecular function (GO): GTPase activity; GTP binding
Source: RefSeq, a predicted model, not a curated record